AUGGUGAUAACGAGGAAGCUAAACUACGACGCCCCACGCUUGCGCAUGGGCGGGGGCGACAUUGAGCUCUCUAGGGAAAUUAAAAUACUUGGCCUAACAUUGGACGACAGGCUUACCUUUAACCAGCACGUAGAUAAUGUAUGCAGGAAAGUGCAAGGCCUGUACGGCCAACUAUCUAGAGCAGCCAGGGUCCAAUGGGGGUUGUCCCCCGGGGUGGUCAGAACGAUCUACACGGCGGUCGUGGAGCCGGUGAUUAUGUACGCUGCGAGUGCAUGGUCGCCGGCUACGCGUAAGAAGGCGGUUAGAAGGAGGUUGGAAGCCGUUCAGAGGGGCUUCGUUCAAAAAAUCGUCAAAGCCUACAGGACGGUCUCACUAAACUCUUCCCUGCUGCUCGCCGGACUACUACCGCUGGACCUCAGAGUCCAGGAAGCAGCCGCCCUGUAUGAGAUCAAAAGAGGUGUGUCCCGGCGGGUGGUAGGGGAUCGAGAAAUAGAAAAGAGAACGUCCUGGAGAGACAUGGCGCAUCCAGCGGACGGGACGGAGCUGGAGUUCGUCUGCCUGGAAGACGGUGCAAUGCCGUCAGAAAAUGGUGUCAACAUUUUCACGGAUGGGAGUAAGCUGGAGGGUAAGGUAGGAGCCGCACUGUCCGUAUGGCACGGUGAUGCGGAAACCAAAACCCGAAAGCUGAAACUAGAGAACUAUUGCACCGUCUUUCAGGCGGAACUACUGGCACUUAACGAAGCGGUUGGAUGCGCGCGAAGUUCCUCAGAAUGUUGCCACAACAUCCUGUCGGACUCCCGAUCGGCCUUACAGAUGGUCAUAAAUCCUAGUGCGAAUCACCCUCUGGCAGUGCAAGUAAGGAACAAUAUAAAAGAGAUUAGGGAACAAGGUAAAAGAAUAAAAUUAUACUGGAUUAGAGCGCAUAUCGGAACGGUCGGAAAUGAAAGGGCUGAUGAGCUGGCAAAAGAGGCUGCGUUAAAAACUAAAAGGAAGGCCGAUUACGACAAAUGUCCGGUUUCAUUCGUCAAGCGACAAAUCCGAAAGGACUCGCUUGACGAAUGGAACCGGAGAUAUACGGAAGGAACGACAGCCUCUACGACAAAAAUCUUCUUCCCAAACGCGAUAGAGGCAUAUAAAAUUGUUAGAAAAAUCGAGAUGGAGGCAACAAUAGUGCAGGUGUUCACGGGGCACGGCGGGUUCUCCAAAUACUUGCAUCGUUUUAAGUGCAAGGAGGACCCGUCGUGCUCAUGCGAGUCGGGAACCGAACAAGACGUCUUACAUUUGAUAGUUGAUUGUCCGAUAUAUAAUAGACAAAGACACGAUGUAGAACACGAAAUAAAUACUAAA
Papilio xuthus (Asian swallowtail) is the source of this 1347-nucleotide messenger RNA. RefSeq lists its product as uncharacterized. Gene Ontology annotation, molecular function: nucleic acid binding; RNA-DNA hybrid ribonuclease activity. NCBI's taxonomy places the organism in Eukaryota, Metazoa, Arthropoda, Insecta, Lepidoptera, Papilionidae. The annotation marks the transcript as partial. The transcript has a single exon. The record is from RefSeq and is a predicted model, not a curated record.